AUGGCUAUCAAUUCACAUUCAAGAGAAAAUCUUGAUUUUCUUUUACUUGAUAAUGUUAAUCCAUCUAAUACAUUAACUGAAGAAAUUAGCACACGUAUUUUUUAUGAUUUCAAUCCAUUUGAAACAUUUUGUGAAACAUUUCCUUCUGAAUCUAGUACUCAAUUAUAUAAUGAUGUUUUCGAAGAUAUACCCGAUAUCAAUGAAAUGCAACUAAUAACAUCGACUCCUAGUUCUGUUGAUGUAGUUUACAAAUUAUUAAAAGAAGCUAGCGAAGCAUUUCAUCCUACUGAACAGAAUAAUCCAGCAUAUCAUUUAAGACAUGUUGAUGAACAAUUAGCAAUGAAUAAAACUACUAACGAUUCAUUACCUGUUAUUCAAUCAUUUUUAAAAAAAUCAUCGAAAUCAACGAUUCCACUUUCAGAAAAUGUUGCUGUUACGGAUUUAAAAUCUAACCGAUUAAAAAUUGUUUAUGAAUUAGAAAAUACAUAUCGUCCACGUUACAAAAGUGAUUAUUUUCCUCAAACUGGUUCAGCUCGACAUCCACGUUAUAUUACUGAUAAUAAAACAAAUCAUUUUAUUACAUUACAAUUGCCAAGUGACUAUCAAUAUGAUUUACAAUAUGAUUACAUUCGUGUUGCUCUAAUAACAACAUCUAUCGAAGGUCAUGGACAUUACUAUAGUCCUUAUAAAUUUCAAAAAGAUCAUAAUGAUAUAAAUGUACCCGAUGAAAAUCCGAUGUAUAUUAAAAUAGAAGCUAAUCGAGAAGAUCAAUCUAAAAUGAGACUGUAUCUUGUUUUAAUCAAAUCUAAAUUACAUCAUCUGAAUUAUGUUCAACCAUUGAAAUUAUUUUCAGAUACAACCGCUAAUAUACAAAAUAUUAUACAUGAAGAAAUUUUACGUCCUAAAGAAUUAAUUACUAAAUAUCAAUUAGAUAAAUCUCAAAUAGCGUUUACAUUAUGUAAAAAACUUUCCGAUGAUUUCUAUAAACCAUAUCCAGAUUCAACAAUCAUUUCAUCGAUUAUUACUGAAGUACCAACAUCGAAGAAAACAAAUGAUGUUACUGCAAAUACUAGUACAUCACUAUUGGGUAAAUAA
This is a messenger RNA of Adineta steineri, 1095 nucleotides long. NCBI's taxonomy places the organism in Eukaryota, Metazoa, Rotifera, Eurotatoria, Adinetida, Adinetidae. The record is from the annotation of a GenBank genome assembly.